Messenger RNA from Aspergillus nidulans FGSC A4, 3147 nucleotides. RefSeq lists its product as uncharacterized. NCBI's taxonomy places the organism in Eukaryota, Fungi, Ascomycota, Eurotiomycetes, Eurotiales, Aspergillaceae. The transcript is spliced from 5 exons. The record is from RefSeq and is a predicted model, not a curated record. Bases 1 to 3147 code for a protein of 1048 amino acids.
AUGGCCAUCAGGCUGGGGUGCGCAGGAGCUUCGGUGUUCCCGUGGACAAAGUGUCCAGUCGCAUCGAUAGGCGCGCCAGACAUUGUAUGGGACUCGUACGGUGGAAGGCCUAGAAGAAAGCAGACAGAGAAGAACGAAACAGACCGAGGGGAAGAGGCGUGGACGAUGGUUGCAAAGGUCAGGCCAACCACCUUUUAUAAACAAACGGGGGUGUCCCCACGGACUCGCGCCUACCGCAUUGGCGAUACAGACGUGAGCCAGCAGCUAGGUAUCCAAGUCCCUGGAGGCGCCAAGAUGAAGCAUCGCUCUAAGUUCCAGCGGUAUUAUUGGGCAGAUCUCGUGUGCUCCGAAACAGACGUCAUUGACUGCACGUUAGAUCGUAUUGACCUGUUUACCGAAGGGAUGGACUAUCAUCGCAUUCCUCACGCCUUUGGGCGCAAUGCGGGCACAUUCCUCCGGCCUCUUCAACAACAACCGCCCUCGCCCAGCCUGAGAUGGCUUUUCCGCCACCAUCAUCAUGCUCAUGUCUGUCUCUCAUCUCUAAGCCUACGUCUGGCCAAGCAUUGCAGCAGUGCGGCAUAUUUUCGAACGUCCAGGGCUAGGCACACCCCGGGAGGGCGAAGGGGCAUCAUGAUAGCGUUGACAACGGCCGUCGCGAUAGCGGUUACCUGCUCAGUUAUUUUCAUGGUUUCUGCAGUGGUAAUUACUAUCAUCUGGAUCAAGAUCCGCCAGGAACGGAAAUCGCUUGCAAUCAUACGCCACCCCCACGGACCUUACGCUCAUGGACUCUCGACCUUCCCAGCAGAAACAUUCACUGAGCUAUCACGCGAAGAAGGCUCUGCCCUCAGACAGUAUGGCCAGCUGCCAUAUGGUAGACCAACUGAAUGGGGUCUGUUGGCUUCAAGAGAGAGCCUGGACCCAUCUGGUGGCGACAAGUCGCCAAUUAAGCUGCUGAAAAAGACGCGCAGCUUCUCCCUGAAACACUCCAUAUCGUCGAAGUCGAAGCGAGAACCGAAAAACCUGGCCAAGCCAGCAUCCUUAGUAGCUUUGGAAGAAACUUCAGAAGAUCCUCAGUCUCAGGUGUCAGCUUCGAAAGAGAACUUGAUUGUAUCAGCGGUUGACGGGGUACUGGAGCUUCCAGCAGAGACAACACCCCGGCAAACACCAGAGAAGGAGGAAGGUCAGCCGAGUACGGCUAAUACCAUUCGCCCUGUUUCGGGCGGCUGGCCGUUGCUUCGCCAGACAGAACGCCCAAAUGCUCUGUUCCCUGUUUUCGAGGAUCAUCACGAAGGCACUGGAACCAACGGAACCCGGGUUCGAGGUGGCAGCAUCACUUCCCAAACACCUGGGAUGGCACCAGACCAGCCCGUUCCACCCCCUCCUUGUGCGUAUCCUCCGAACCGUUUCCGCUUAUCAAAGAAUGACUCGAUUCGGUUCUCGUCUGUCAGCAUUGAAACAGCCGACAGCUCAAUUCUAGACGAGAGCCGAAGGACAUCCGCGAAUGUCGAUGGCAGUCUCUCAUCUCCGGCGUUGCCUCCCUGUCCCACGUUUAUGCCAUUCAGUGCAAAUGAUGUUGGAAAAGAGUGUGACCGCCUGAGCUUUGCGGCCAACGGAGCCCCAUAUAUCUUCCCUCCCAGUUCUCCUGCGCGCAAAGGACAAAGAGUGGACGAGCGUUCCCCCCCUCGUCGCAGCUUGACUGCGUGUGGCCCUACUCGCUCGUCCGAACGAGUUAGCCCACCACCAAGACGGAGCGAAUCUUUGUCUGCCAGGCAAUCUCUGGACAAUACAGCCAGAGCAUACCUUGAUUUGGACCAUAUUCCACCGCUGAAUACCAGGAACCGCAAUAACGGCUUGCUACCGCAAUUUACUCAAUUGCAGCGCCACUCAAUGCAUGCCAGUUUGCCAAGGGACAACGAUCCUUUUUACAAUGGAACGGACACUCUAUACAGUUUCACAUAUCACCCACAGACCACGGGAAGACGAGCGAGUAGCUUUCAGCCACAAGAAACACCGUCUCAGAUCGCAAACAGUCAUCCGAGGCUGCCGUUGACAUCCGCUAUGAAAAGUAGCGGGCAACGAAAAGGACACAGACGACAGAACUGUGUACGCAUCUCCAUUCAUCCACCAAUCACUUUCGGUGGACCUGCGUUCUCCCCAAUGGUUGAAGAACCAGAAGACGCCGAAGAAUUGAACAAUCGCCGUUCCGAGAUAUCUGACCUGUCCACAUCAAAUAUUUCACGAAAUUCCAGUGUGUCCGCCAUGUCCACCACGAACAGAAGCAGCUUCCAGAGUAACAAGUCAGACCGUCCAAGCUCGCGAAUAGUUGAUGUGGCCACAGACAAGCGGAUUGACUCUUCCGGUAGUCCAGUCAAGAAGAAAAGGCAUACACAACAAGAACCAGCUUUUGCCAACGCGAAAGCAUUACCUGAAAUUUUCACAAGCUUGCCAACAACCGUAGAAAAAGAUAGCUUGUCUCAGACUCCAUCUCCGGAGCGUAACCCGCUCAUAUGGAAAAUUCCGUACCAAGCCUCGCCCACUUCGCUUGAGAAUCCGCCAACUCCUGGAAGUCCUCGCCGGUCAGCAGUUAUGGGCCCGCGCACCCAACCCAGGCCCGCACGCAAUAGCUAUCAAUCGCUGAUUCCGUCUGGGGAUACCAACAAACCAUCCUCUCCGCCAUCAAUCCGCCCUACUCGCAAUAAUACCGUGAAGGAUACACGCAGAAAGCAGUCCCCCUCACCAAGACGAGCCAAGAGUGAAGCAAAAGAGCGAAUAUCACCGUCCAGCCACACUCAGAACGGCAAACGGUCUAGUCACGCCCCGACCAGUGACAUAUCUAGUAACACUCAGUCAAAGAUUGCAGGAACACAAGUUAGCGCCAUCGUCCCAAUUUGGGAAGAUCGAAACAAGAGUGAAGUACAGAAGACGCCGCGACGGUCAACGGUCUCUCUCGUCUAUGAUCCUCUCAGCCUAAACGAGAAGAGUGAUAUCUCCCCCAAGCGCAGUCAAGCUGAUAGGCUAGCGCGCAUGUCUAGCUUCAAGAACUCCAAGCGUGGCUGUACGACUCCAGCGAGAAAGACUGUCGGGUUGGGUAUUGGUGCGGCAACGCCGGGGAGUCUGUACGACGGGGAUGGCUUCUUGAAGGAGUAA